CCUGUUGCGUGGCGCUCGCGCGCCCACUCCGAGUACGCAGACCGGACCUCGGAUAACCAGAGUGGAGAAGCCUGCACGAGUUCCGGGUCCGACUCCCGGCGGAGCACGUGGUUUGACCGGCUCAGUCCCGGGGCUGGGGGCCUGGACGCCGGGGUUUCCCGAGGCCAUUCCAGCCGCUGAGGUCGCUGGGGAUCCGCCGCACUUUAGCAAUUCUGAAAGGCUGCCUUACUUGCCCCACUGAGUGCCAGAGAGGGACCCUUGGAGCAGAGGGCGGUCUGGACCCGGGUUCCAGGCUCCGCAGACCCUCUCGGGGAGCCACCCCAGAGUCCCUUGGGGCUUUCAGUAUGACCUCAGAGAGCCGGGCCGGGCUGGGCGCCCCACCACUCCAGUCUGCCCGCUCCCUGCCGGGACCCGCACCCUGCCUCAAGCACUUCCCCCUGGACCUGCGCACCUCGAUGGACGGCAAGUGCAAGGAGAUCGCAGAGGAGCUGUUCAGCCGCUCCCUGGCGGAGAGUGAGCUCCGCAGUGCCCCCUACGAGUUCCCGGAGGAGAGCCCCAUCGAGCAGCUGGAGGAGCGGAGGCAGCGUCUGGAGCGGCAGAUCAGCCAGGAUGUCAAGCUGGAGCCAGACAUCCUGCUUCGGGCCAAGCAGGACUUCCUGAAGACCGACAGUGAUUCGAACCUACAGCUUUACAAGGAGCAAAGUGAGGGCCAGGGCGACUGGGGCCUGCGUGAGCGGGACGGGCCACUGGAGCGGGAGUUUCAGCGAGUCACCAUCUCUGGGGAGGAGAAGUGUGGGGUGCCCUUCACAGACCUGCUGGAUGCAGCCAAGAGUGUGGUGCGAGCCCUCUUCAUCCGGGAGAAGUACAUGGCCCUGUCCCUGCAGAGCUUCUGCCCCACCACGCGCCGGCACCUGCAGCAGCUGGCCGAGAAGCCUCUGGAGACCCGGACCUAUGAGCAAGGGGCCGAGACCCCUGUGCCUGCCGAUGCCCCAGUGCACCCUCCUGCGCUGGACCAGCACCCGUAUGAGCACUGGGAGCCCAGCACCAUGCCCGGGGACCUGGGCUUCGGGUUGCGCAUGGUGCAGGGCGUGGUACAUGUCUACACCAGCCGGGAGCCUAGUGAGCACUGUGCAGAGCUGGACCUGCCCUACCCUGACCUGCAGGAGUUCGUGGCUGAUGUCAAUGUGCUGAUGGCCCUGAUUAUCAACGGCCCCAUAAAGUCCUUCUGCUACCGCCGGCUGCAGUACCUGAGCUCCAAGUUCCAGAUGCAUGUGCUGCUGAACGAGAUGAAGGAGCUGGCUGCCCAGAAGAAGGUGCCCCACCGGGACUUCUACAACAUCCGUAAGGUGGACACGCACAUCCACGCCUCGUCUUGCAUGAACCAGAAGCACCUGCUGCGCUUCAUCAAGCGGGCCAUGAAGCGGCACUUGGAGGAGAUCGUGCACGUGGAGCAGGGCCGAGAGCAGACGCUCCGGGAGGUGUUCGAGAGCAUGAACCUCACAGCCUACGACCUGAGUGUGGACACACUCGAUGUGCACGCGGACAGGAAUACCUUCCAUCGCUUUGACAAGUUCAAUGCCAAGUACAACCCGAUUGGGGAGUCCGUCCUGCGGGAGAUCUUCAUCAAGACUGACAACAGGGUCUCUGGGAAGUACUUUGCUCACAUCAUCAAGGAGGUGAUGUCGGACCUGGAGGAGAGCAAAUACCAGAAUGCUGAGCUGCGGCUGUCCAUCUACGGGCGCUCCAGGGACGAGUGGGACAAGCUGGCGCGCUGGGCUGUGAUGCACCGCGUGCACUCGCCCAACGUGCGCUGGCUUGUGCAGGUGCCCCGCCUCUUUGACGUGUAUCGAACCAAGGGCCAGCUGGCCAACUUCCAGGAGAUGCUGGAGAACAUCUUCAUGCCACUCUUCGAGGCCACCGUGCACCCCGCCAGCCACCCGGAGCUGCAUCUCUUCUUGAAGCAUGUGGAUGGCUUUGACAGCGUGGACGACGAGUCCAAGCCAGAGAACCACGUCUUCAACAUGGAGAGCCCCCUCCCCGAGGCCUGGGUGGAGGAGGACAACCCACCCUACUCCUACUACCUCUACUACACCUUCGCCAACAUGGUCACACUGAACCACCUGCGCAGGCAGAGGGGCUUCCACACGUUUGUGCUGAGGCCGCACUGCGGGGAGGCUGGGCCCAUCCACCACCUGGUGUCAGCCUUCAUGCUGGCUGAGAACAUCUCCCACGGGCUGCUGCUACGCAAGGCUCCAGUGCUUCAGUACCUGUAUUACCUGGCCCAGAUUGGCAUCGCCAUGUCCCCGCUCAGCAACAACAGCCUCUUUCUCAGCUACCACCGGAACCCGCUCCCCGAGUACCUGUCGCGUGGCCUCAUGGUCUCACUGUCCACUGAUGACCCCCUGCAGUUUCACUUCACCAAGGAGCCUCUGAUGGAGGAGUACAGCAUCGCCACGCAGGUGUGGAAGCUCAGCUCCUGCGACAUGUGUGAGCUGGCCCGCAAUAGCGUGCUCAUGAGCGGCUUCUCCCACAAGGUGAAGAGCCACUGGCUGGGACCCAACUACACCAAGGAGGGUCCUGAGGGCAACGACAUCCGCCGCACCAACGUGCCCGACAUCCGUGUGGGCUACCGCCACGAGACGCUGUGCCAGGAGCUGGCCCUCAUCACGCAGGCCGUGCAGAGUGAGAUGCUGGAGACCAUCCCCGAGGAGACGGGGCUCCCCACCAGCCCAGCACCCCAGUGAACGGACCAGCCUCGACCACUGGGCCGGCGUUAUGACCACGCCUCGUUCCCAGGUCCUGCCCCUCACGCCCGGGUCUCUGCAUGGCUCCGUUAUUCCGUGUUUUGUCCUGUGCAUGUCUGACCCCGUAGCUGCCCCUGUCACCCCGAGGGAGCCACACCCAGGAGCCUGCUGCUGCCGGGCGGGAUGGCCAGGCUUCGGAUUGGAGGGCCGGCCCCGCCCUGCUCCCUCUGGAACCUCAGUGGCCGGCCAGGGCGGGGCCGGUGGAGGAGGGGGCAGAGGGGGAGGGGCCGCCUGCGGGAGUCAAAGGAGUCAGGCUUGGCCAACCUUGCUUACCUGGCUGUUACUGCUGCCAGAGGUCAGUGGUUACCCUAUGCUGCCUGGUCCCCAGGGGGUGGACUCCGACCUUGGAGGUGCUGGGGCAGGACCCCCACACCCCACCCCUGGCCACUGCCCCCACAGCCCCUCUCCGUCCUUCCUCCAGUCCGCGUGCUCCCUUGCCAACUUCCUGUGCCUCUGUGGGAGGGGCAGCACCCUGCACUGUGUCCACGGCUCCUGAGGCUGGGUCAGCCACCAGCCCUGGAGGUGGCGUCCCUGGGACGGUCCCAGAUCCCGGCAGCCCUGUGUGUCACAUCCCAACCGAGGGCUUUGCUGUGAAGUAGUGUUUGAUACAGUCCUAUCUUUCCUAGUGCACGACGAAUAAAGAUUAUUUAAGUAAUGUGG
Molecule: messenger RNA, 3464 nt
Organism: Echinops telfairi (small Madagascar hedgehog)
Lineage: Eukaryota; Metazoa; Chordata; Mammalia; Afrosoricida; Tenrecidae
Gene: AMPD2
Product: adenosine monophosphate deaminase 2
Exons: 18
Coding region: 345-2744 (799 amino acids)
Biological process (GO): IMP salvage; AMP metabolic process
Cellular component (GO): cytosol
Molecular function (GO): AMP deaminase activity
Source: RefSeq, a predicted model, not a curated record